Messenger RNA from Malurus melanocephalus (red-backed fairy wren), 2832 nucleotides. It is a transcript of the gene TPRKB, whose product is annotated as TP53RK binding protein. Gene Ontology annotation, cellular component: EKC/KEOPS complex; nucleus; cytosol. The transcript is spliced from 4 exons. The record is from RefSeq and is a predicted model, not a curated record. Gene Ontology annotation, biological process: tRNA threonylcarbamoyladenosine modification; telomere maintenance via recombination. The coding region runs from base 276 to 803 and encodes 175 amino acids. Lineage: Eukaryota; Metazoa; Chordata; Aves; Passeriformes; Maluridae.
GCGGGAAGGGGAGCGGGGCCCGGACACGGCGGGGUUCCUCACUUCGGGGUUCUUCACAUUGCGGGGUUCCUCACACUGCGGGGUCCCGGACACGGCGGGGUCCCGGACACGGCGGGAUCCCUCACAUUGCGGGGUCCCUGGAGGAAGCGCUGAGCCCCCGUUGGAAGCGCUGAGCCCCCGGUCCGAGUGGCCGCGUGUUGUGAGCGCUGUGCUGACCCCGGGACGAGCGGCGCCUCCGAGCCGCCSGUACCCUGCGGCCGCCGGGCGCUGCCGGGAUGGAGCGGACACACCGGCUGGAGCUGUUCCCUGACCGCAGCGUCACGCUGCUCCUCUUCCAGCACGUGAAAAAUGCCGCUGCUCUGCGGAAAAAAGCCAUGGAAGGAUCCAUUGACGGAGCGCUGAUAAACCCUGCGAUGAUUGUAGAUACUUUUCAGAUUCUUGUGGCAGCCAACAAAGCAGUGCAUCUGCAGAAGAUAGGUAAAAUGAAGACCAGAACUCUCUACGCAGAAAUUAUUUUCAGCCUUUCACCAAGCAAUAAUAUUUCAGAUGCAUUUAAAAAGUUUGGCAUUUCAGACAGCGACACAGCAGUACUCAUUGUGCUGGUUGUGGAUGGRGACAAGACUGUAAAUCUGGCAGAUAUAGCAUCUCAGGUGGAAGGCCAGCAGGUUUCUCUAGAUGAACUCCCCCAGCUAACAGACACUGCCAAAGUUAAAAAGAUGUACAAAGUUACUCCACAGGAAGAAAAAAUCGGCACCUUAUUGGAUAGUGUUGUCUGCAGAAUGUCAACAAAAGAUGUUUUAUGAAAAKGUGGAAAUAAAUUUCAGAGGAAGUGAAGUAGUGUUGAGUUGUUUGAUGGCAUCUGAGCUUUAAUCAUGCUUGGACACAAGGGUAAUCUAAGCUGUGUUCUAAGCACAGAGAGCAACUCUGCCAUGCCAUUCAGAAUUUGCCCCUGACAUUUCUUUUUCUUGACAAGGGAAAAUUGCCAGUACUUUAAGCUGAACUUAAACAAAAAGCUUGGAAAUCUGUACUUUUCUCUUUCAUCAAAUGUUUUGGUAGUCCCAGACAGGAUUCAAACAUUGUAAAUCAUUUUUAUAAACCAUCCCCCAAUUUGUUUUGGUUUGGCACACUGAUGGAUGAUAUCCUUUUAACAAUUGUACUGCCAGAAAAGCAUCUUUACAGCCCAAGCAUUGCUGAUGGACUAGAAAUAGGAAAUUUUCCAUAAACAAUCAGCAGGAUCUCCCUGGAGAUGGGCAUCAGAGGUGUGUAGAAAGAAGAAUAAGGUCAGUGUGGAUAAUGCUGUGGUGUUGGCACCUGGCGGUCUGGUGUUAUCCAUUGCUGGCAUCACAGGAUAAUGAAUGGUGCUUUCACUUUGUAACACUGGUUUGUGCAUGGUGAUGCUGAAUUCACAGAGCCCGGUUCCAGGUGCAGAAUUUACAGAAAAAUUUGCACCACAGAUUGUAUCCACUUAAACUGUCAAUAGAGCUUAGAUAGUAUUUGGAAAGGAUCAUAAAACUUGUCUUGGUUUUUUUAAUCAGUGCUAGGAAAGGCCAUCAAAGGGAGCUAAGAGGACUAUUGAGUUCCAGUAGUCACCAGGUUCAACRGCCCUGCAUGUGUAUCAUUUAAUUUCAAGCAGGCACCCUUGUUAAGUGAACUACUGUCCUAAUUAAGUAGAAAUCCAUACUGUUUGUUUUUUUUAUGCUGUAUUGUUUUUCUGGGAUGUGCAUUAAACUGUAUAGCUGUCUGCAUUUUUUUUUUCUGAUGUUCUCUGAGGUUUUAUGAUUUGUGUACUUAAAAGAUUUGAAAGAGUAUGCCUCACAUUCUUACACAUAGUGUUUGGGAAAACAAAAUAUAUUUUGAAGGAGAGGUAAGUAUCAGGUAGAGUUGAAAUGUUGUCCACUAAAAUAAACAGACCGGUGAACUGACAUACCUAGUAUUGUCUGUGUUUCUGUAUGUAAUACAGAAAUGUAGUUUCUGGUUUGCAUUUUGAUUUCAGUUAAGUCUUCCCUCAUUUAAAGCACAGUAGUACAAAUACCAUCAUUUUCUUACCAAUCAGACCAAUGGCAAAUUUAGUUACGAAGUAUUGAAGGAAUUACAGGAUGUAUCAAAGGAUUUGGGUCAAAUGGCUGUGCUGACUUCUUGCUUUAAAAUGGUUUUACAGAAUGCAUCAUCAUCUUUAAUGGGAAAUGUGAGGCAAUAGUUAAAAAAUGGAGCUCGGACGGACUUGAGUCUUUAACAGAAGCCUGUAACAUCGUGUGAGAAUGACCACGGAAAAUGAGAGACUUGUUUUGCUUUUCUGACAGUCUAGUUGGUACAUGGAAUAUAUCAUAAGAUUUACUGGCUGAGCUACAAUGURGUUCUAAAUAACAGCAGACAGGUUUGCCUAAACCACGGCCUUUUUUGAACAUGUGUAAAACAUCUGUCCRGUCUGUUUAACACAGGAGAAAUAGUAAUGAAAUUAUUGCUGCAUAACAGUUUUGACAAACAAGUUCCAAACUUGGGUUCCCAGUUUCUACUUCUUGUCCAUCUAUUUCAUUGGUGUAGAAAUAUAAAAUAGCUUCUUACUAUUGACAUAAACUGUGAAAUUGUGAUUUACUGUGAGACCCAAAUGAGGUGUUUUCAUGGGGAAAUUUACAGGAAUUUAUUUUGGGAGCUGAAGCCUCCAAAGUCUCAUACAGUCAGGCAGAUGAUUUGGUUCUGUUGGCAUUGAARACUAUGUCCCACAAGACCACAGAUUGCCCCUAGAUGUGGUUGCAUUAUCCAAGUUAAAUGAGUUAUUUUCAAAAGCUGGUAAUAAAAAUAGAUUUUGUUCACCCUGCAAAGAUAMACUUGUCU